CAGGAGAAAUGUUAGAUAAACAACGUAGGGUCCUAAAUAUCAUAACAGUCAACAUGGCGGCGUCUUUCAGGAGGACUAUCCUGAAGCUCAUGCUGUUGCAGGAGUCUUCGCGUUCAUUUAGGUUUUCAGUGAAAGACACAAGCCAGUGCCGCUCCCUGUGGUCAGUCCACAAGCACGGUAUACAAGUUCAACAGUCACCGAAUAAACAGUUCACAGUACGAUGGCUGUCAGUUUAUACAGAAGACACACCAAACCCCAGGAGUUUAAAGUUCCUUCCCGGGAAACCUGUGCUGGGAACGGGAACGCUAGACUUUCCUAAUUCAAAUUCUGCAGAUUGUUCUUCUUUAGCUAGGAAUCUUUUUCAGGUUGAAGGAGUAAAAAGUGUGUUUUUUGGCCCUGAUUUCAUCACACUUACAAAGACAAAUGAUGUCGAGUGGGCAGACAUUAAACAGCAUGCAAUUGAGAUCAUCAUAAAGUUCUUUGAAAGUGGAGAACCUGUAACAACAGGAGUGACACAUCCAGAGAGCAAUGCGUCAGAGGAGGAGGAUGAGAUUGUCUCAAUGAUUAAAGAGCUUUUAGACACUCGAAUCAGGCCUACUGUACAGGAGGAUGGUGGAGAUGUCAUCUUUAAGGGCUUUGAGGAUGGCACAGUGAAGCUGAAGCUGGUUGGCUCUUGCACAGGCUGUCCCAGUUCCAGUGUUACCCUGAAAAGCGGCAUACAGAACAUGCUGCAGUUCUACAUUCCAGAGGUGGAUGAUGUUGAACAGGUGGAGGAUGAAGUGGAUGAAGUCAACAUGAAGGUGUUUUUAGACCUGGAGAGAAAAUUAAAAGACUCAUAGCUAUGAGUCCCAAGCUGUUUUGAUGACCUGAAGAUUUUCAUCAUGUCCAUAGCGACCAGCUCCAUUAUACACAGUUGUAAUAGUAUUCUGGCCUCUAAUAAAUAAUUAAUCGUACAUUAUCCUGGUCAAGAUAUCAGUGGAGCUGGAGACGACCCCAGGGACACCAGGCGUGGGGGGGAAAUGCAUCCUGAAUGUGACGCCAGUUCGUCACACUGCAUCAUAUGAACACAUACGCACACAUUUGCACGUAUUCACACUCCUUCACACUUUUUGUGUACAUUAUAGUGAACGAAAUAGCAGGUAUCUAAUUUUUACCCUACAGUUAAACUAAAAAACAAAAUGUAAAUAAUAAUAAAAAAUAUGAAUAUGCAUUAUUUACAAAUAAUAAAAGUCAAAGACAAAAAGUUUUUCAUUUUUUAACAAAGCUUUGCUAUAAGUUCUCAAACUUUAAUUCAGCAUACUCAUGGUUUUACCCAACACUGUAUAUAAUUCAAGAUAGGAUUUAAAUACAGGACUAAAUACUUUAGAGUUAAAUAGUAUUGUAACUCCAUUAAAAUCACAAGGCAAAUAUAAUUCAGGUGUAGCUUGAAAUGUGUAGCAAACUAUUCACAAUCAAAAGCCUGUCUAUUAUGCUUUAGUGUAGGUGGUAUUGUAAAUAUCACCUUGAAACUGUAAAUUGUAGAUCCUGAAAGCCAGCAACUGUCUGUAUUGAGCUUUGCAUGCUCUCCCCAUUAUGGUGCCUUGCGAUCCAGUGUGUAUUUCUACCUCGCAUUCAGUGUUCAGGUUUUGUAUUUGCCAUGACGCUGAUCUGAAUAAAGCUGUUAUUAAAGAUA
This is a messenger RNA of Hemibagrus wyckioides, 1672 nucleotides long. RefSeq lists its product as uncharacterized. Bases 9 to 839 code for a protein of 276 amino acids. Gene Ontology annotation, cellular component: mitochondrion. The record is from RefSeq and is a predicted model, not a curated record. NCBI's taxonomy places the organism in Eukaryota, Metazoa, Chordata, Actinopteri, Siluriformes, Bagridae. Gene Ontology annotation, biological process: iron-sulfur cluster assembly. The transcript has 8 exons. Gene Ontology annotation, molecular function: iron ion binding; iron-sulfur cluster binding.